ACUGCAACUUUCCCUCCAUCUCUUGAUUCAAACAACUUCCAUGUCUUUAACAAUCCCAGCUACUCACACUGUUCCCAUCAUAAAACUCACAAAGAAAACAAAACCAAACCCUAACCUCUCUUUCUUGCUCCUCUGCAACCACCUCCAAGAAGCCACGCAGGUUCAUGCCCUCAUUAUCAAAUCCUGUCAAAUCACUGACACCUACUCUGCCAGCAGACUCGCCGAGUUCUACGCCAUUUCCGAUCAUGGGAGCCUCAAAUAUGCCGAGAAGGUCCUCGAUUCUGUCCAAGAACCCUACACCUUCAUAUGGAACGCUGUCAUUAGAGGAAACCUCAUUAAGCAUAAUCCUCUCAGAACAAUCCUUCUCUAUGACCGGAUGCUUAGGAAAUCCGUCGAGCCUGAUGGCUUCACCUUUACUACUCUCCUCAAAGCUUGUACCCAAUUGUCCGCUCCCGCAAUUGGGAAACAGCUCCAUUCUCAGAUUGUCAAGCUUGGGUUUGAGUACAGCCCCUUCAUCCCGAACAAGCUCAUCCAUCUCUAUGCUGUAUCUGGAUCGAUUACCGAUGCCCGCAAGCUUUUUGACUCGAGUACUGAAUUAGAUAUUGUAACCUGGAAUAGCAUGCUUGAAGGGUAUGCAGAUAACAAAGACGGUGAUGAGCUUCACCAACUGUUCGAUAGAAUGCCUCAUCGAGACGUUGUCUCGUGGAAUACGAUAAUAGCAUUUUAUGUUCAAGUGGCUGACUUCAAGCAGGCGAUCGCAAUAUCCCGACGAAUGCAAGAGAAUGGAGAACGGCCAGACCGAGUGACUCUAAUUAGUCUUUUAUCUGCUGUUGCUCAUUUGGGUGCACUUGCUCAAGGAAGAUGGAUCCAUGCUUACAUUGACAAGCAUGGGAUUGAGCUUGAUGAGAACCUUGGAUCAGCACUCAUUAACAUGUACGCAAAAUGUGGGUGCCUAGAAGGAGCAGUUCAAGCAUUUCGCCAAACAAAUCAGAAGAGCGUGGACACUUGGAAUGCAAUGAUUACAGGCCUGGCAACCAAUGGUCAAAGCCAGAAGGCACUGCAACUGUUUUCUAAGAUGGAGUCUUUGGGAGUUUCACCCAAUGCAAUAACCUUUGCUUCUGUGUUGAAUGCCUGCAGCCAUGGAGGCUUGGUUGAAGAUGGUGUAAGGCUUUUCAAAAGAAUGAGCCAGACGUGUGGAAUUGAACCAGACAUCGGACACUAUGGGUGCAUGGUUGACUUAUUUGGUCGUGCAGGUCUGUUUGAUAAGAUUGAGGAGAUCAUUGGAGCAAUGCCCAUGAAACCUGAUGCAGUCAUGUGGAAGGCUUUAUUAGGUGCUUGUAGAAUCCAUGGUAAUCUAGAAAUGGGGAAGCAAGCUGGGCAUCAACUUAUUGAACUGGCUCCAAAUGACCAUGCAGGUUAUGUGCUGUUAUCAAACCUAUAUGCAAUGGAUGAUAAAUGGGAUGAAGUUCAUCGGGUGAGGAAAAUGAUGUAUGAAAGAGGAAUAAGAAAACCUCCAGGUUGCAGCUCAAUAGAAUUGGAUGGGGUAGCUCAUGAGUUUGUUGUUGGAGAUACCAAUCAUUCUCGAAAGAAAGAAAUCUAUGAAAUGCUUGAUGAAAUGGGAGAAAGACUAAUGCUUGCUGGUUAUAAGCCUGACACAGGACAAGUUUUGUUGGACAUUGAUGAAGAAGAAACGAAGCAGAGUUCACUAGGCCACCAUAGUGAAAAGUUGGCAGUUGCCUUCGGUUUCAUCAGUACAAAACCUGGAACAGCCAUCCGUGUGGUGAAAAAUCUUCGCGUAUGUACUGAUUGUCAUUCUGCAAUGAAGCUUCUCUCCAAGAUUUAUAGCCGUGAUAUAAUUGUUAGGGAUUGUAAUAGGUUCCACCAUUUUAGAGAUGGAUCAUGUACCUGCUUGGAUUACUGGUAAAUUUGAAAUUUCUAUUAUCUGAGAA
This is a messenger RNA of Telopea speciosissima, 1949 nucleotides long. Its product is annotated as pentatricopeptide repeat-containing protein At5g48910-like. The transcript has a single exon. Gene Ontology annotation, molecular function: RNA binding; zinc ion binding; protein binding. The record is from RefSeq and is a predicted model, not a curated record. Bases 41 to 1924 code for a protein of 627 amino acids. NCBI's taxonomy places the organism in Eukaryota, Viridiplantae, Streptophyta, Magnoliopsida, Proteales, Proteaceae. Gene Ontology annotation, biological process: RNA modification.